Brassica oleracea var. oleracea is the source of this 3213-nucleotide messenger RNA. RefSeq names its product chaperone protein ClpB-like. Gene Ontology annotation, molecular function: ATP binding; ATP hydrolysis activity. Bases 161 to 2923 code for a protein of 920 amino acids. Lineage: Eukaryota; Viridiplantae; Streptophyta; Magnoliopsida; Brassicales; Brassicaceae. The transcript has 3 exons. The record is from RefSeq and is a predicted model, not a curated record.
UUUUUCCAAUAAAUAUCAUUUUCUCCAGAAAUUCACGCCUGACUGUUUUUUUCUUUAAUUAUAUUUUCUGAAUUUUGGUUAGUGUAGGUUGGUUUGAUUGGAGAGGGGGCUUUGUGGUGUUUUUGUUUCUUACUUUUAACUUUUAUAUCUUCUCCCGGCGAUGCCGACGCCGGUGAACACGGCGAGAGAAUGCUUAACCGAAGAAGCCGCUCGUGCCCUCAACGACGCUGUAUCAGUUGCUCGUCGGAGGAGCCACGCGCAGACUACGUCUCUCCACGCCGUAUCCGCUCUUCUAGCGAUGCCGUCGUCCAUUCUCCGGGAGGUCUGCGUCUCACGCGCCUCCCGGAGCACCCCGUACUCCUCAGGCCUUCAGUUCCGAGCUCUGGAGCUCUGCGUCGGCGUCUCUCUCGACAGGCUCCCGUCGUCUAAAUCCACGGCGGCGACGGAGGAAGAAGGAGAUCCGCCGGUGUCGAAUUCGCUCAUGGCGGCGAUCAAACGGUCUCAGGCGAAUCAGAGACGGCACCCCGAGAGUUAUCACCUUCAGCAGAUCCACGUCAGCGGAUGUCAGACGACGGUUUUGAAAGUUGAGUUGAAGUACUUUGUGCUGUCGAUCCUCGACGAUCCGAUUGUGAACCGGGUCUUCACCGAAGCGGGGUUUCGGAGCUCCGAAAUUAAGCUCGACGUGCUUCACCCUCCGAUGACGCAGCUCUCGAGAGCUUCUCGCUGUCCUCCUCUCUUCCUCAAUCGUGAGUUCCCGUUUGGUGGGAGCUGCGGUUUGGAUGAGAAUUGUCGGAGAAUCGGAGAGGUGUUGUGUCGGAAAGAGAGGAGGAACCCUCUCCUUGUCGGAACUUGCGCUAACGAAGCUCUUAAAACGUUCACGGAGGCUAUCAACGGUGGGAACCAAACGUUUCUUCCUCAGGAGGUUAGAGGGUUAAGCAUAGUUAGCUUAGAGAAGGAGAUUAACGACGUUUUAGCCGAUGGUUCAAGAACUGAGGACGAGAUUCGUUCGAAGCUUGGUGAUUUAGUUAAACUCGCAGAGAAAAGUAGCUCGAAACCAUCAUCGGGGAUGGUGCUUAAUCUGGGAGAGUUGAAGGUUCUAACCGGUGAAACUUCUUCCAAUGUUUUGGAGUGUUUGGUAGCGAAGCUGUCGGAUUUGUUGAAACAUCGAAGUGGUAAACUUUGGUUCAUUGGAUGUGCAUCGAGCAACGAGACUUACACGAAGCUUUUGGUUCGGUUUCCUACGGUGGAUAAGGAUUGGGACCUUCAUGUUCUUCCAAUCACAUCCUCAAGACCUUUGACCCAAGGGGUUUAUCCAAAAUCAAGCUUGAUGGGAUCGUUUGUUCCGUUUGGAGGAUUCUUUUCAUCAACAUCAGAUUAUAGAGUACCAUUGAGCACCACAGUGAACCAGACACUCCCCAGAUGUCACCUCUGCAACGAGAAGUAUCUGCAAGAAGUAGCUGCCCUUGUCAAAACCGGUUCAAGUCUCUCUACGUCUGAUCAAUCUUCUGAGAAGUUACCCUCUUGGUUACGCGCUGCAGAGUCCGAGUUAGACAAGGGACCAACGAGCAGCACCAAGGCUAUAGAUGAUGACACAAACACAUUAGCCUCUAAAACCACAGCUCUCCAGAAGAAAUGGGACAACAUAUGCCAAAGUACCCAUCAUACUCCAGCGUUUCCUAAACUCGGUUUGCCGACGGUGAGUACCCAGUUCCCAGUUCAGACUCUUGAAAGCUCUCUCGAGACGCGUAAACUGCUGAAUCAGCCAAUCUCUAGUCCAAAACAAAAGGAGGAUCUCACCACAUCUGUGGCUAACCGUAUUGUAGGUUCUCCUUUGAGCUGUGUUACUACAGACUUAGGGUUGGGAGUGGUGGCUCCAAACUCUUCCUUAGAACAUAAGUGUCAGAAUGAUUUCAAGUCUCUUAGAGAAUCACUCUCUCGUAAAGUCCCUUACCAGACCGAAGCUGUGAAUGCAAUUAGUCAAAUCAUCUGCGACGCGAGAAGAAACCGCACAAGUGGAACUUGGCUGGCUCUUCUCGGACCAGAUAGAGUUGGGAAGAAGAAAGUAGCGUCGGUUCUGUCUGAAGCCUUCUUCGGUGGCCAAGAGAACUGCAUCUCUGUGGAUUUCGGGGGAGAACACUCUUAUAGAGGCAAGACAGUGGUUGAUUACCUAACGGGAGAGUUAUCAAGGCAGCCACACUCAGUUGUGUUCCUUGAAAACGUGGAGAAGUCAGAGUUCCCGGAUCAGAGGAGAUUGUCUGAAGCUGUGAGUACAGGGAGACUCCGUGACUCUCAUGGGAGAGUGAUCAGUAUGAAGAAUGUAAUUAUUAUUAUCGCCAAGGACAAAGAUCAUGUUACUGUGGAGCCUGUGAAGUUCUCUGAGGAGAGAGUUCUCAGCGCGAGAAGCUGGAAGCUGCAGAUUAAGUUAUCUGAUAGUGUAAAGAAGAGAAAACAUGAGGAAGAGACAGAGCUGCGUCCAGAGAAGGUGCAACGUUCAUAUCUUGAUCUGAACCUACCAGUAGAUGAGACAGGAGUUAGCUUUGAUCAUGAAACAGAGGAGGCAAGAGCUUGGUUCGAUGGUUUCAUGGAGCAAGUAGACGGAAGGGUGACGUUCAAGGAGGUUGAUUUCGACGGGUUAGCUAAAAGCAUUCGAGAGAAGAUCGUUUCACAUUUUAAGAUGUGCUUUGGAGGUGUAACAAGUUUAGAGAUCGAUGAGGACGUGAUGGUUCAGAUUCUUGCAGCUUCUUGGUCAUCGGGGGAAGAAGGGAGGGACGUUGUUGAUCAGUGGAUGAGAACAGUUCUUGCUCCGAGCUUUGCUGAAGCGAGGGUAAAGUACGGUUUGAAUCCUAAGGUCGUUGUGAAGCUGGUUGCUUCUAGAGAUUUAGGUGCUGGAGUUGAGUUGCCGGAGAAGGUGGACGUGAUGUGAUCAGAGAUGUAUAAAUGAGGUAAUAAAUAGGGAUAAUCCUGAUUGUUUUGUUAUCAGAGAGGCCUUGGUUUGGAGUUUUGUGCUUGUAAAUUAAUUAAAGAGCGUAUUAAUAGUGUUACUACUACUAGUAGCUGAGCUGAGGUAUCACUUUGGUACAUAAGUUUGCUUAGGGGGUUUACUAAUUCGGCAGACUUUUUUGGCAUUUUGUGUUUACUGUUUAGGUAUCUCUCCUAGUGUUUUGUAAGCUCUUUUGCCCAACUUCCAAAUAUAUGUAUAUGCAUUAAACGAUA